UUUUUAUAAUUAAAAAUAUCACAAUCCAAAACAAAUAAACUGUUUUUACCGAAGGUCAAGUGUUAAAUUUGAGAGAUGAAUGCAAUUUGCUAAACCAGAAGCUAAAUGUGAUGCACCUUUGUCACCAAUUUAAUUCUUACUUUUUAAAUAUUGAAGAAAGAAUAAAUCAUUAAAUAGUUAAUUAGAAGGAAAAAAUGAAGAAAAAAUAUGAAAUAAUUAGAUUAAUUAAUUAAUAAAUAAAA
Molecule: messenger RNA, 242 nt
Organism: Tetrahymena thermophila SB210
Lineage: Eukaryota; Ciliophora; Oligohymenophorea; Hymenostomatida; Tetrahymenidae
Exons: 1
Source: RefSeq, a predicted model, not a curated record